GAGUCUGCAGUCAGACACUCAGAGGGACUUGGCUCUCCUUUUGAAGCCUGCUCAUCUUCGGUUUUCUUCUGCUCACGAGUUGGCAACCUUUACCACUAAAUAAAAAUGAUGUAUGGAAGGAAGGCACUCUCAGUAACCUCCGGUGGCAGCACCAGGAGGGCCACUGCAGGACCAAGCACCAGCUAUUCCAUAAAGAGAUCCAGCUUUGGUGGUCUUGGUGCUGGGUAUAACAGCAGUAGUUCUGGUUAUGGCAUGACUAUGAUGGGUGGUGGUGGCUCAGGCUUCAGUCUUGGUUCUAGCCAAGCAGGAGGCACUUUGAUGGCACCACCGAUCACAGCUGUCACAGUCAACCAGAGCCUGCUGGCCCCACUGAACCUGGAGAUUGACCCCACCAUCCAGGCUGUCCGCAACCAGGAGAAGGAGCAGAUCAAGUCCCUCAACAACCGCUUCGCCUCCUUCAUUGACAAGGUCCGUUUCCUGGAGCAGCAGAAUAAGAUGCUGGAGACCAAAUGGAGCCUCCUGCAGGACCAGACCACCACCCGCUCCAACAUCGAGGGUAUGUUCGAGGCCUACAUCGCUAACCUGCGCAGACAGCUUGAUGGACUGGGCAAUGAGAAGGUUAAGCUGGAGGGAGAACUCAAGAACAUGCAGGGCCUGGUUGAGGACUUCAAGAGGAAGUACGAGGAUGAAAUCAACAAACGUGCAGCUGCAGAGAAUGAGUUUGUGCUCCUGAAGAAGGAUGUUGAUGCUGCCUACAUGAACAAGGUGGAGCUGGAGGCCAAGGCUGAUGCUCUUCAGGAUGAGAUCAACUUCCUCAGGGCCGUCUAUGAGGCUGAGCUUCGUGAGCUGCAGGGCCAGAUCAAGGAUACCUCUGUCAUUGUGGAAAUGGACAACAGCCGUAACCUUGACAUGGAUUCCAUUGUGGCUGAAGUGCGUGCUCAGUAUGAGGAUAUUGCCAACAGGAGCAAGGCUGAGGCAGAGACCUGGUACAAACAGAAGUACGAGGAGAUGCAGUCCUCUGCUGGACAGUAUGGUGAUGACCUGCGCACAACCAAGGCUGAGAUUGCUGAGCUGAACCGCAUGAUCGCCCGUCUUCAGAAUGAGAUUGAGGCCGUCAAGGGACAGAGGGCAAACCUUGAGGCUCAGAUCGCAGAGGCUGAGGAGCGUGGUGAGCUGGCAGUGAAGGAUGCCAAGCUCCGCAUCAAGGAUCUGGAGGACGCCCUGCAGAGAGCCAAGCAGGACAUGGCCCGCCAGGUGCGUGAAUACCAGGAGCUGAUGAACGUCAAGCUGGCCCUGGACAUCGAAAUCGCCACCUACAGGAAACUGCUGGAGGGAGAGGAGACCAGACUGGCCAGCGGACCCUCAAGCGCAACCAUCCACGUGCAGCAGAGCUCUUCGGGUGGUUCUCUCUCCAGCUCCAGCAGUGGAUUCGGCUUCGCUAACAGCAGCAUGGCUGGUGGUUAUGGCGGUUUUGGUGGCACCAUCACCAAGUCAAGCACUAUCACAACAUCAUCCUCCAGAAGACCUUAUUAAAAAGGAGAGCCGUCCCUCUUACCCUUCAGAAACUUUUGAAAUUCAUUUAAAUCUGUCCACUCUCAGGGUGCUAUGCAAUACUGUCAUAUUCAACAAGAGAGCUAAAUAUCUCAAAAAUCAGUGAUUCCUAAAAUGUCAGACAAAAAAAAAACAAACUAAAAUUCUCAUUGGAUUUUGUUACACUGCCACCAUUUGUGUCUCAAGGAUCACUGGCUGCUUUUCUUACUCUGUACUUCAACAUCAUUUAAGAGUUUCUGAAGGUAAACAUUGGCCUUAAACACACAAGGGCCAGGUCAGUUAGCAAGGUAAAAUUGGUUUUCUCUCUGCACUGACAUCCAAGAAAUAAUUAAAAAGGCAAAAAAAAACAAGGGUUUUCAUGAAGUGUUAAAACUAAGCAGGGAAAGUAUUUGAAAAUCUGUAUUCUCCCUUGUCAACUUUGUAUACUGUUGUACACUGUUCUGAGUUGAUAAUUCCUUCAUUUGAGUGCUGGUCCUAGUAAAAAGAACAAGUCAUUGACCAAAUCUGGUCACUAGAGAUACAAGAAUAAGAAAUGUAUGUGACGUCAUGUGUUUACAAUUAAACUUGGUUACUGGCUUGUUCCUUUUUACUGUUCUGACAAAUGUUUCCCUGCUCAGUUUUGCCUUUCCUUGCCUUCAAGCUAAAACUAUGUUGAAACCAGAUUUAUUUUGUGAAAGCCUUCUUAGCAACAUGACUGAUGAAUGUUGCAGCAAAUGACAUCAAAUCAAUCUGAAUAAAAUAAAUCUGAGAACUGAAA
Molecule: messenger RNA, 2308 nt
Organism: Lates calcarifer (barramundi perch)
Lineage: Eukaryota; Metazoa; Chordata; Actinopteri; Centropomidae
Product: keratin, type II cytoskeletal 8
Exons: 9
Coding region: 106-1533 (475 amino acids)
Biological process (GO): keratinization; intermediate filament organization
Cellular component (GO): keratin filament
Molecular function (GO): structural constituent of skin epidermis
Source: RefSeq, a predicted model, not a curated record